Stegostoma tigrinum is the source of this 1437-nucleotide messenger RNA. It is a transcript of the gene tfam, whose product is annotated as transcription factor A, mitochondrial. Bases 136 to 954 code for a protein of 272 amino acids. The record is from RefSeq and is a predicted model, not a curated record. Lineage: Eukaryota; Metazoa; Chordata; Chondrichthyes; Orectolobiformes; Stegostomatidae. The transcript is spliced from 7 exons.
CCUGAGGUGGACGGAACUCCUCCUUGUUGCCUCGCACCCAGUCAACGUUCCGCUGCAAACGGUGUUACCACCCACCCGUCCACCGGACCCAGAAUCCCUCGGCCGUGCGCGGGGCAGUGACGACCGAGUAACGGGAUGGCGAGCGUCGUGACUGUGGGCACUGCUUUGCUAGGUCGGACGCUGGGAGGACUGUUCAACUGCAGGCCGUGGCCUGCGAGUUGCAGCAGCGUAUGUGCAGCCAUAAGAAGAUUGUCAUUGGAUAAUACCCCCUCAGCCCCUCCAAAACGGCCCCUCAAUGCUUACCUGCACUACUUGGUGGAACAACAACAGAUUAUUUUUAAACAAAGUCCAGAUAUAAAGGUGUCUGAAAAGACUAAGCAGAUUGCUCAGGCCUGGAGAGCGUUAACGCCAGAUCAGAAAAAACCGUAUGAACUAGCAGCAAAUGAUGCCAAAUUGAAAUAUAAAGUGGAGCUGGCAGCCUUCAAAGCUAACCUCACACCAGCUCAACUGGCCAGCUUGAAAGAAGAGAGGAGACAGAAACUGGCCAAACGGAGAACAAUGAGGAAAAAACGACUCACCGUUUUGGGGAAGCCUAAGCGACCUCGAACAGCCUUCAAUAUCUUCAUGGCCGAAAACUUUGAUGAAGCCAAAGGGGCAACUUCACAGGCAAAGCUGAAAAACCUACAGGAUGAGUGGCAUCGGCAGUCUGAAACACAGAAGCAAAUGUACGCACAACUGGCCGAGGAUGACAAAAUCCGUUACCAGAACGAAAUCAAAUUGUGGGAGGAACAAAUGAUUGAGACGGGACAUGAAGACGUUAUCCGAGUUAAACAGAAGAGGAGAGUUCAGAAGCUGCUACGAAUGAAAGUGAAAGCAAAUCAAACGGCAGCUAAAACUACCAAGCCAUCCUCAACAUUAAGCACAACCAAGAGCAAAAAGACCUCUGAAGAAUAAGGCUAUUCUUAAGAGUUCUAAUAUUUUUAUUAACCUUACUGAUGUCAGAUGUCGAAUACUGACUCAGAUUCCUGAAAUGUCUGGAAUUCAUUAUGGGGGUAUCUCCCUGAAAUGUUUCACUGAAUGUUUGAAUUUUUGUACUUUUGAUGACGGACAACGACAGCAAACGUAACAGGCUUGUAAUUCUAGUUCAUUGGUGAGCAGUGAUAGCAUUUGCAGCCGAAAUUGGGCAUAGGUGAGCAGCCUGUUGUAUGCAGUAGAAGGGAUGUAAUUUACCAGUCUGUAAAUAUGCAAGUAAUGACUGAGAUAAUGCUGCCUGAGUCUUGUCUGGUGAUUAGGAUGACUCUCCUCUGUGCUAGGUCUAUAUUAUAAAUUGUUACAACACUUCUGCUUGUCAGUGGAAAUAAUGGAUCAGUACACUUAUCAGCUGAAGGAUUUUUCCGCCUAAUUGUGGUAUGUAAAUAAAUGUCAAAUUUUCAUAAA